Molecule: messenger RNA, 1803 nt
Organism: Diplodia corticola
Lineage: Eukaryota; Fungi; Ascomycota; Dothideomycetes; Botryosphaeriales; Botryosphaeriaceae
Product: 4-coumarate-ligase 2
Exons: 4
Coding region: 1-1803 (600 amino acids)
Molecular function (GO): CoA-ligase activity
Source: RefSeq, a predicted model, not a curated record
AUGAAGAUUUACAAGUCUCGCCAACCAGAUAUUGAAGUACCGACCCACCUCACAACAUGGGAUUGGUUGUUCGACUCCCCCUACUCCCCACUCUCGGCCUCCCGCAAAGGAACCCCCCUCGCCGGCUUCAUCGAUGCCACCACCUCCGAAACCCUCGACUGGGAGGCGGUGCGCUCGCUGACGACGUACCUGUCGACCGCGCUCGUCCGCAAGCUCGGCCUGCGCGAGGGCGAGACGGUUUCCUUGUUCAGCCCGAACUCGGUCUGGUACCCCGUCGCCAUGCACGGCGCGCUGAGGGCGGGCGCGCGCGUCUCGGGAGCCAGCCCCGCGUAUGGGGUCGAGGAGAUGGCGUAUGCGCUGAGGACGGCGAAGACGAGGGUGCUGAUUGCGGGGAGAGCGAGUCUGGGGGUUGCGGUGGAGGCGGCGAGGAAGGCGGGGUUGGACGAGGGGAGGGUGGUGUUGUUGGAGGGGAAAGGGGACGGGAAGGGGGAAGGCCGGUUCGAGACAGUGAAAGGUUUGAUUGAGUGGGGGGGGAAGCAAGGCGAGAGCAAUCAGGUCCCCGCGUUCAAGAUCCCAGCGGGGAAGAAGAACGGAGAGGUUUGUGGCUUCCUGAGCUUCAGUUCAGGGACGACCGGGUUGCCGAAGGCUGUCAUGAUCUCGCACCAAAACGUCAUUGCGCAGUGCCUCCAGAUCCAACAGAUCACGCCGGCCGACCACGACAAGGUGCUCGCCGUGUUGCCAGCCUUCCACAUCACCGGCCUCGUGCACGUCCUCCACCUACCCAUACUCAUCAACGCCGCCGUAAUCAUGCUGCCAUCCUUCACCAUGCGCUCGAUGCUGUCCGCGGUCCAAAAGUACCGCAUCCGCGAGCUGCUGCUCGUGCCGCCCAUCCUCAUCCGCCUCGUGCGCGACCCCGUCGUGAGCGAAUACGACCUCUCGUGCGUGCGCCGCUUCUCGUCGGGCGCCGCGCCCCUGUCGGCCGAGAUCCUGCAGCAGCUGCGCGAGCGCUUCCCGGGGACGGGCUUCAAGCAAGGGUACGGCAUGACCGAGUCCUGCAGCUGCAUCACGGCGCACCCGCCGGACCGCUACGGCUUCGCGCACGCGCACACGGUCGGCACCCUCGUCGCCAACACCGAGCUGCGCGUCGUCCGGCCCGGCGACGGCACCGACGUGCCCGACGCCGCCGUCGAGCCGGGCGAGCUCCUCGCCCGCGGCCCGCAGGUCGUCAUGGGCUACCUCGACAACGCCGCCGCCACGCGCCAGACGUUCGACGCCGACGGCUGGCUGCACACGGGCGACCAGGGCACCAUCGCCGCCGCGUCGUCCGGGCUCGUCACCAUCACCGACCGCAUCAAGGAGAUGAUCAAGGUCAAGGGCGUCGCCGUCGCCCCCGCCGAGCUCGAGGACCUGCUGCUCGGCCACGCGAAAGUCGACGACGCGGCCGUGCUCGGCGUGCCCGACGACUACGCCGGCGAGGUGCCCAAGGCCUACGUCGUGCUCAAGCCCGGCGUCGUCGGCGAUGACGACAAAAAAGGGGGGCAUCGCAACGACGAGUCGGAGUCGGCCGUCCGCGCGCGCCGGGCCGUGGGCAGAGAGCUGCUGGCGUACGUGCGCGACAACAAGGUGCGCGACAAGCGAGUGAGGGAGAUUGAGUUCGUCGACGAGAUCCCCAAGAGCGCGAGCGGCAAGAUCUUGAGGAGGGUGCUGCGGGACAAGGACGCGACUAGGGAGGGGACGGUGCGAACGAGGGGCCUCGUCGUGCGGUACGAUGCGGUGCAGGCCGAGAGAGCGGCGAAGCUGUAG